UUGUUUUAACCUCUGUGUUCUGUGGGAUCCAGCAUUCCCAGCUGGCUUUGUGCUAUCCACACCAUGGUGGAGCCUUUUCCAUUCCCCAGCACGCUGAGCCAGCACCACCACACCAGACAGCUCGCUAACACCUGCCACUCAUCUCACCACACCAUCUGCUCCAGCAUUUCAUAACAGCACGCUUCAAACUGGAGUUUUCCUUCUCUCUUUUCCAAACCAGUCAUCCUAAACCUGUGUCACGACUGGAAUCUGUCUCCAGAUCCCUUUUCAGCACAGCUCCUGAGGAAUACCAUAAUCACACUCAGCCUUUGGGCUGCAAUGAGCCUUUUCUUCUGUGGGAGUAAAAUCCUCUUGGCCAUCCCUGGAUUAAAUCAUGACUCAAUUCCAUGUUUUUAAGAGCAGAAUCCACCCAAUCUGGUGAAAAUCAUGGAUACAAUGGGAGCAGACAGGUAUGACUGGACCACUCUGGAUGCUGAGGAGCCGCCAGCUGCAGUGCGGUACCCCCAGCGUGGAGGCAGCAAGCAGUGGGCACACCCCCACCAUGAUCCCUAUGUCGAUGCCUCCCUCACUUUGGGAACACAGCCAGGCUCUCCUCGAUGUUCACAGGAGCAGAGAGGAGGCAGGAGGCUGGUCAUGAAAAGGAAGGUGCUGAGGCACAGACCUGAUGGCGGAAUGGAGGUGUCCGAUGAGUCAGUGCCCGGCGAGCCUGAGAGCGAUCCCGAGGUUUGGAGCCCCAGGCAGGAAUUGUCUGAGCCAGACGACAGCAUCUCUGAGGGGGAGAUUGAGACCAGCAGCAGCUCCCAUGAUGAAUCUCUGUGCCAGUGGCUCCCUCUGGACAGCUCCCCCUCUCUCCUUGGGGAUUUCGGGAGCAGGAGCUCUCCUGUUUCUCAGUACACAGCGGGACAACCCAAAUCCUUCAUCCCACCACGGCUAGAGCUGCUGGGACGGAAUAGGGGGAAAACCGACCGAGUGGCCAAAUACUUUGAGUAUAAACGAGAAUGGGAGAAGUUCCGGAUCCCGGGAGAGGAUCAGCGGCAGGAACUGCGCUGGAGCAUCCGGGAGCAGAUGCUCUGCAAGGCUGAGCUUCCCGGGAAGCCACAACACUUCUAUGUCCCCAACACCUACACGGUGCCCACUGAGAAGAAGAGAGCUGCCCUGCGCUGGGAAGUGCGCUGGGACCUGGCCAACGGCCUCAUGCCCAGGAAAGCCACCUCCACCUAGGCCCGCUCCAUAUAGAUACCUCUGAACCACAACACACUGAAUGCAUUUUUCCCCUCAAAAACCUUGAUAAUUAGGUAAAUCUCCCCUUUUUUUACGCAUUUCUAGAGGGUUAAAUCCUGGUAUUAAAACUUCACCUGGCGCAGAGGGAAAAGCUUCCUCCUGAGUUCAGGUUCGGGGCAUUAGGAAUCAGGAUGUAAGGAUCUUUGGGAUUUGAGUGCUCCUGGGUUCUCAUGUGAGGUUUUAUUUAUGGCAAUAUCUCUAAUAAAGUGUGUGGAAAGAUU
This is a messenger RNA of Pezoporus occidentalis (night parrot), 1502 nucleotides long. RefSeq names its product HYLS1 centriolar and ciliogenesis associated (gene HYLS1). Lineage: Eukaryota; Metazoa; Chordata; Aves; Psittaciformes; Psittacidae. The transcript is spliced from 2 exons. Gene Ontology annotation, cellular component: centriole; non-motile cilium. The record is from RefSeq and is a predicted model, not a curated record. Gene Ontology annotation, biological process: cilium assembly. The coding region runs from base 427 to 1221 and encodes 264 amino acids.